UUUCCAGAAGGGCUGCGAUCAUGAGGGGAGCCUUUAGGAGUGCGAGGUGGCCGCCUUCCCCGGAGAGCCAGCUCCUGCUGUGCUUUGUUUCAUCUUUUACUUCCAAGGAGCCACAGCUUCCUGCUGCUCCCAGGACAGAACUAGGGACAGGGCAGGCCCGGUGGGCCGCUGCUGGAGGCUCACCCAGCUCUGGGCUCAGAUGGCGACCCUCUCCUCCUGGGCCCUUAGAAGUGAUCUCACCCCACUGCUUCAUCCUUCAGUGGAGGAAAUGGAGGCCCCAAGCAGGGGCACUGGACCUCUCAAGAGCAGACGUCUGAGGGCCGUGUCUGGUCAGAGGUUUCCAUGGGGUCGGAGGCGACGGGAUUUGAGGAGGAAGAGGGAUACUCCUGGUUUUACGUCACCUGUGUCUGCGGCCGGAGGCAGCAUCCGAGGCGCUUCGCUCGGGGGUUUGGGGGCCGGAAAGUCUGCCUGGGUGUGUGGUUGGUGACUGUGGGCCGGUCCAAGGGCGCGGAGGGGGCGGGGUGGCCUGGGGACCACUGGCCGCUCCUGCCUGCUCCCCUCCCUCCCGAAGGAGCAGAGCCUGUUUCGGAGCAUCCCGUGCCCGCUGGAGCUGUGACGGAGGGCUCUUCCUUGCAGAGGACGGAGAGGCCGUGAGCAGCUCGUACGAGUCCUACGACGAGGACGAAAGCAGCAAGGGCAAGUCGGCCCCCUACCAGUGGCCCUCGCCCGAGGCCAGCAUCGAGCUGAUGGGCGACGCCCGCAUCUGUGCUUUCCUGUGGCGCAAGAAGUGGCUGGGCCAGUGGGCCAAGCAGCUCUGCGUGAUCAAGGACACCAGGCUCCUGUCCUCCAAGGACCGCAGUCCUCAGCUGGACGUGAACCUGCUGGGCAGCAGUGUGGUGCACAAGGAGAAGCUAGUGUGGAAGAAGGAGCACAAGCUGAAGAUCACGCUGAUGAACGCCGAUGUGAUCGUGCUGGGCCUGCAGAGCAGGGACCAAGCCGAGCAGCGGCUCAGGGUCAUCCAGGAGGUGAGUGGCCUGCCUUCUGAAGGAGCUUGUGAGGGAAGCCAGUACACCCCAGAUGCCCAGCGCCUGAGUUGUCCGAAACCAGAUAUAACUGAGAAGUACCUGUCAGCCUCGGAGUAUGGAAGCUCCAUAGAUGGCCACCCUGAGGUCCCAGAGACCAAAGAUGUCAAGAAGAAAUGUUCUGCUGGCCUCAAACUGAGCAACCUAAUGAACCUGGGCAGGAAGAAAUCUGCCUCGCUGGAGCCUCCGGAAAGGUCCCUCGAGACAUCCAGUAAGAUUCAACAGCUGCCUCCUGGGCCAGAGGAGAUGGAUGGCUUCCUGGACCUGGGCCGCCAAGGCCGGGCGGGAGCUAAACGGGCUGGGAUGGACCCCGCGGGCAGGAGCAAAGACUCUGAGAGGGCGCUGGGUGGGCUGGAGGAACAGGAAGGCAGCAGCAGACAGGGCCCUACCUUUGGAGCCUCCUGGUUCUCGGGCCAGGGUGCCGGGCCGACAGAGCAGGGAGGGCAGGACCCAGGAGGGCCAGCCACCUCUGGGAGGUGGGAGUUCUCAGAGCCGAACACUUACAUUGAUGGCCUGUCCAGCCAGGAUCACCAGGAGCUGCUGUAUGAUGAUGUGGAGGUGUCGGAGCUGACGGCUGUGGGGGAGGCCCCUGAGGAAGCUGUUCCUGCGACAGAUGCUCCGAGUGAGCCUGACCCCGACCGCGUAUACCUGGACCUCACGCCCAUCAAGUCCUUCCUGCACGGCACUGGCGGUGCACAGGCCCGGGCCCCCUCACCCACGCUGCCCCAGCCGGACCCUCCGGCCAAGGCCCUCCCUGCAGACCUGAACCCCACCCCCGAUGAGCCCCUCGUAAAGUCUCCAGAGAACCCCGAGUUGCAGCAGAUGCAGCAGGAGAGUCAGGAACCUGAGGAGCCUUCCCUGGGAAUCAGCAAAAUCCAGACUGAACAGCAGAAGAUCUCCUUCCCACCGAGCUGCCCUGACACUGUGCCCGUCGCCCCAGCCGGGGCCAGCCGACCUGUGAAAGACAGGUUGAAGGCAACCAACACAGAAGCCGAGGUGAACAAGAACAGGACAGAAGCCGAGGUGAAACGGUACACAGAGGAGAGGCUUGAGAAGGAGGAGGAAGAAAUCCGGGGGCACCUGGCUCAGCUCCGGAGGGAGAAAUGGGAGUUGAGGGAGACCCUGUUGAAGUGUACAGACAAGGGGGCAGCGGCCAGCCCGGAGGAGAAGCCGAAGGAGGUCGAGGAGGAGUGCCGGGUGGAGGAGCGCAGGCGCGUGGACCUGGAGCUCAGCAUCGUGGAGGUGAAGGACAGCCUGAAGAAGGCCGAGGCUGGGCCCGUGAUGCUGGGCACGACUGUAGACACCACCCACCUGGAGAACGUGAGCACCCGACCCAAAGCUGCCACCCCGACUCCUGCCCCGGACUGCACCCCAGUCAACUGCGCUCAAGAACAGGCCUCUGUCGGUCAUGGUCCCGGGCAAAGGCGCCGUCCUCCAGAAAGCCAAGGAAUGGGAGAAGAAAGGAGCAAGUUAGGAAACAAACUUCAUCUAGAGACUCUCCUGUCAAUAUGGACCUUGGUGACAAUCCUGCUUCGUUACAGUCAUUAAAGCAGCAACUCUGUAAAAGGGUGAGUCUGUUUACAAGAAAAAGGAAGGACUGGGGUUCUGUGAAUGGAAAACUUCAGGUAAGAGGAGGCUCUGUCCCUUUGCAGAGCCAAAGAAAAUAAUACGACAACAACAACAAAAAAGACAUUUUUGGAGACCUAAGUCUGUUGGUUGUAAACAUUAC
Molecule: messenger RNA, 2811 nt
Organism: Physeter macrocephalus (sperm whale)
Lineage: Eukaryota; Metazoa; Chordata; Mammalia; Artiodactyla; Physeteridae
Product: actin filament-associated protein 1-like 2
Biological process (GO): positive regulation of DNA-templated transcription; inflammatory response; regulation of mitotic cell cycle
Cellular component (GO): cytosol
Molecular function (GO): SH2 domain binding; SH3 domain binding
Source: RefSeq, a predicted model, not a curated record